Molecule: messenger RNA, 2304 nt
Organism: Asparagus officinalis (garden asparagus)
Lineage: Eukaryota; Viridiplantae; Streptophyta; Magnoliopsida; Asparagales; Asparagaceae
Product: BTB/POZ domain-containing protein NPY2-like
Exons: 5
Coding region: 784-2304 (506 amino acids)
Molecular function (GO): protein binding
Source: RefSeq, a predicted model, not a curated record
GGGCAUUCAUAGCAUUUCUCAGAAAAUUUAAUGGGUAUUACAGUCUUAACAUAAAUCAAGGAAAAAUAAUUAUUACUAGCAACAAUAAAAAGGAGAGAAAGGAUAAAGGAAAAGGCGGGUUCUUGAUGGUGUUUGUUCAUUGAGAGCGUGUAGGAGAGGAGAAUAAUAAAAGUUGAAAGGAGUUCAGAAAUUGUUCUUUCUUUUUUCCUCCUCUGCUGCUGUUGUUGCUGCUGUUGGUGUUGCUGCUGAUAUGGGAGUGUGAUUCUGAGUUCUUAAGAGAGUACACCUGCAAAAGGAGGGUUCUUGCUUUUGGGAGUUAAAUGGGAGGAAUGUGGAUGUUGGAGUUCGGGACUUGAAAGCAUUAAGCACCAGAUCUUAAGAUAUCUUUGCAACCAAGCAAAAAAGAAUAUAUAUAUAUAUAUAGAGAGAGAGAGAGAGAGGAGUAAUUAAUUUAAUGUCAGUUUAGUGUUUGUGGGUAUCUCUGCUCGCGCUUGAAUUAUUUGCUACUAAAGAUAGAGCCUGUUCCUCUGUCUCCUUUGCAUUUAGAGAAGUUGGAGGCUUUGUCAUGUGCUCACGUUUAGGCCCUUUUGUUGCUUGUAUCAUCUUUUUGUAUUAGCCAGCUUGCUCUGUUGAAGUACUUGGACUUCUCCUUUGAUACUGGAAAUCCUUCCACUAAUAUUUUAGAAUAACCACUUGGUUGAGUUGUUGGUUAGGUGGUUAUAAGUAAAGGUUAGCCUUGAGCUCAUACUAAUUAGACUCUUGAGUGAUUCAGUUUCUGCCACAAUGAAGUUUAUGAAGCUUGGGUCAAAGCCUGAUUCUUUUCAGGAUGACGGCAACGGCAUAAGAUUUGUGACAACUGAGUUGGCAACUGACGUCAUUGUGAAUGUUGGAGAUGUGAAGUUUUAUCUACAUAAGUUUCCCCUUCUGUCCAAGAGUGCUCGCUUGCAACAGUUAGCAACCAGUAACAGUAGUGAAAAUGACGAGAUACAGAUUGAUGAUAUACCUGGUGGUGCUGCUGCCUUUGAAAUUUGUGCAAAAUUUUGUUACGGCAUGACUGUCACCCUCAAUGCCUACAAUGUGAUUGCAGCUCGCUGUGCUGCGGAGUACCUCGAGAUGCAUGAAACCGUUGAGAAAGGGAAUCUCAUAUAUAAGGUCGAAAUUUUUCUUAGCACCAGCAUCUUUCGUAGCUGGAAAGACUCUAUUAUCGUCCUCCAAACUACAAAAUUUUUACUACCUUGGUCUGAGGACCUGAAAUUGGCCAGCCACUGCAUCGAAUCCAUAGCCUGUAGGGCUUCUAUUGAUGCUUCAAAGGUCGAUUGGUCUUACACUUACAAUCGAAAGAAGCUCCCAUCUGAAAAUGGGCUUGACGCAAGUUGGAAUGGAGUCAGAAAGCAGCAGUCAGUGCCUAAAGAUUGGUGGGUCGAAGAUUUGUGUGAGCUUGAACUAGACUUGUAUAAACGAGUUAUAGUGGCUAUACGGGCUAAGGGAAGAGUGACUAAUAAAGUGAUGGGAGAGGCUCUUAAGGCUUACACAUACAGAAAGCUCCCGGGCUUUUCCAAGGGUAGUGCAAUUGAAAGAGGUGAUAAUGCGAAAAGCCAAUCCUUGUUAGAGACUGUGAUCAGGUUGCUGCCAGAAGGAAAAGGGUCGGUUUCAUGCAGUUUUUUGUUGAGGCUGUUAAAAGCUGCGAGCUUUUUUAAUUGCAGUGAAUUUUGUAAGAGAGAGCUGAUCAAGAGAAUAGGGUUGCAAUUGGAAGAAGCAUCAGUAUCUGAUCUCUUGUUGCCGGCUGCUCCGGGUGAAAUAACUGUGUAUGACAUUGAUACAAUUUUGAGCAUACUGGAGGAGUUUGUGAUGCAGGAGAAAUAUCUUGCAGAAAAAAGCUCAAAGGUUGCAGAAGUUGAGGAGGUCAUAAAUCCGGUUUUGGUUUCAAACUGUUCGAAGGUGAAUGUGGCUAAACUUGUUGAUGGAUAUCUUACUGAGAUUUCAAAAGACCAAAAUUUGCCACUUUCUAAGUUUCUUGAUCUUACUGAAAUGGUGCCUGGAGACUUGAGGCCUGUGCAUGAUGGGCUUUACCGUGCUAUCGACAUGUAUCUGAAGGAGCACCCAAGCCUGAGCAAGAGCGAGAAAAAGAAGAUCUGCAGUCUCAUGGACUGCAGGAAGCUCUCUGCAGACGCCUGCGCCCAUGUAGUGCAGAACGAGCGGCUUCCUCUGCGCAUGGUCGUUCAGGUCCUCUUCUAUGAGCAGGCACGUGCAUCUCUCAAUGUGCAUGAAACUGGCAGCGGUGGGUCUUAUGGGAGCUCAAGAUGA